CACAUCUCCUGCACUGGCAGACUGAUUCUUUAUCACUGAGUCGUAUCUUUCAUCAAAUUUGGGAACUCUUCAGCCCAGAUCAUGCAGCUGUAGUACACUGAUUACAAACAAGAUCAGCCGCAUCAGCCCCUCCCCUCUGUGUAUGCUUCAGCCAGGAUCUCUCCCCACUGGUCCAGGCAGGGCCUGUCAUCUGCAUGCCACGAGAGGGAAACUGAAUCUGGGGGAGGAGCUGUAACAGCCUCCCCAUCCAUUGGGCCCUUCUGUGGUCCACCAUGUGCUGGGCGCUGGGCUGGAGCAGGGGAGCCAUGUCCUGGGUACUGUGGGUGUCCCAGGAAGUCCACUCCCAACCUUCUUACCCCGUUUCCCCAGAUGGCAGAGGAGAGGCUAAGGUUGUUUCUUUCUCUCUCCCGCCCUCAACCCCUGGCAGAGCUGCCACCUCCCUACAAUCUCCAAGAAGUGCAGGUCUCCAUCAUAAACAGAUCCAGGUGUUCCUACCUGUUCCAGCAGCCUUAUUACCACAGCAACAUCAAUUAUGACAUGAUUUGUGCUGGCUCUGAGGAUGGCAACGCUGACAGCUGCAAAGGUGACUCAGGCGGACCCUUGGUCUGCGAAAAGAAUGGGCGGUGGAUUCAGAUUGGAAUUGUGAGCUGGGGAGUGGGCUGUGGUAGGCGCAACCGGCCUGGUGUCUACACCAAUGUCAGUCUUUACUUCAACUGGAUCCAAUUGCUGACGGCCCGCAGCACACCCAGGCCAGACCCCUCUCGGUGGCUGCUGGCUCUGCUCUGGACUCCCUUACUCCUGUGGAUGGCCUGUGCACACUUGAGUCCAUGAGGAUGCUGUAGUUACCGCAGCUCCGGGCACAUUCACCAAGGGCUGGGGGCACCCUGGUGGCAGGACGGCCUGCUGGAUCAGGCCUCGUCCCCUUCUGUCCCCUUUGCUAAUAAAGUGUGUAUAUUCAAGUUGA
Molecule: messenger RNA, 964 nt
Organism: Odocoileus virginianus texanus
Lineage: Eukaryota; Metazoa; Chordata; Mammalia; Artiodactyla; Cervidae
Source: RefSeq, a predicted model, not a curated record